AUGUCCGACGCUGCUCUCUUCCUCAGAAAGCGAAAGGACAAAGACCGCCGCAACAGGGUACCGUCUCGUUCGGUUGGUGGCCCGUCUACUUCCACUUCCACCUCGGCUUCUGGUCCUUCUCCAUACACACGUCCUUCUAAUGCUGCCGCCUCAUCUUCCACUUCAACCACCAUCAAGCCCGAAUCGAGCGAUACUACCAAUGGUAAGAACCCCAAUAUCACCGAGAUCAAGAUCUUCUCUUCUGGUUCAGAUGGAGGACUGCGAUUCAACUUUAUGAGACUCAACCACGAGAAAGAGAUCGAUCCAAGUCAAAUUGGCAGAACAGUCUUAUUGAAUCGAAAGCGACCUGGACCUAAACAACCUCCAUUAUUCGCUUUGGACGGUGAAGGGAAGAUCAUGGGUAAAUACGUAUACGAUGCUAGUGGGAAACCCGUGUUGGAUGCAGAGGGUAAACCAGUAGUGGAGAAGAAACCUGAAGGUAUGGAUAUGUCUUUGAUAGGUACUGCUCCACCAGGCUCUAAUGAAGAUCAUCCUCCACCUCCUACUAAAGGGAAAAGAAAGAUGAAGAAAGGUACGAAAGAGGUAUUUCAUCAGGAUGUAGAAGUCAUGAGACUAAGAAGAGAAGAAGCCCAACCUUGGAUAUUAGAAAAUUCAAAACCUAGAUCAUCCACCGGUGCAAAUAGCAAUAUACCUGAAACCUGGGUUGGAAGGAUGCAAGAACCUUCGGCGUUACCUACGGUAUUGUUGAUUAAUGACGGAACGACAGAUGGGUUUGAGAUGGUACCGCUAGGUAGAACUUAUAGGUUCGAUCCGGAAAGACCAUUCAAAGCGUUAGAUUCGGAUGAAGCUAUCAAAUUGUUCGAACAUCAAGCGAAACAUAAAAUACAUGAUAGAUGGGCACUCCGACCUGAAGGUUCGGAUACCAACGGUAAUGGCUCGACAUCUGAAGGACCCGUACUUAAUAUAAAAGCAGAGAGAGACUUGGAGCAAAGGGCGAUGAGGUGGGAAGGAAGGAUGAGGCUGAACAAUGGUAAUUUGGAGGAUAGGAAACCCAAGAUUGAGAAGUAUGAGGAUGAUUAUGUCAAAGAAGGUAGAAGGGCAGAAAGGGGUCUUGAGGGAGGUAUCGAUGAAGAAUUGGAUUUCGACGAAGCGGAGCAUUUCCAAGACGACGAUGACGUCAAUACGUUCUAUCGAAAUGCAGAGGAAGAGGAUGAUGCGAAAGAAGCUGAAGAACAACAGAAGAAGGAAUUUAGAUUGGCAAAUGCCAAUGUGGGUGAUAAACCUCAGAUUGCCGAGGACGACGACGAAGAUGAUCUGUUUGGAGAGAGGAAGAAGUAUUCGGAAGAAGGUAAACAGUUGAAAAAGAUUAUGAAAAAGAGAAGAGAGGAAGGUGAAGAUGAUAACUUGUUCUCGGAUGAUGAUUCGGACGAUUCAGAUACGGAAAGUAUUGAUAGCAAAACAUCCCAAAACAAAGAUCAAGAUAAAGACAAGGAUAAGAAACCCCUUGCAGAUGGCGAUAGACCCUCUCGACCACCUUCUAGAGGACCUGGAUCCAGGGGUACCUCCUCACCCACCGGUAAAAGGCCUAAUGGGCCUAUGCCGGGAAAAGCCUCCACCGCUCCUCCAGGUUCAGGUGCCGCUUUGCUCGCUCAGAGGGCUGCAUCACGAGGUGCAUCACCUAGACCUUCCGGAGGAGCUAGAGCGGGAAGUCCAUUAUCUGGUCGAGCAGCUAGUCCCGAAGGUAGAGCGACUUCUCCAGUCAUGAGGGGUAAUUCACCUGUUCCAGGACGGGGUCAGUCACCUGGUCCGGCCAGGGGAUCAAGUCCCGUAUCUGGACAUUCAACACGGGACGCCUCGCCUGCUCCUGGCUCGAGUGGUGCUGCGAAAGGCAACAAAUCUGGUAAAAGGAAGACUACAUCUGAAUCACCUGGUCCAUCUGGUCCUUCCGGUCCUUCGACCAGUUCACCCUCAUCUAAAAGGAAGAAUUCACCUAGCGAGGCAGGAAGAGUGGGAAAAAAAUCCAAAAAAUCAGGAUCGAAUACUCCCACUCCAGGUCCAGAAGAGAUUGAACCUUUCCCCGGUAUGAUAACGAAACAAGAUGUUUUAGAUUGGUUUAAAGGUUUGAACAAGAAGACUGUACCGAUGUCCGAGGCGAUCGCUGCUUUUAGAAAUAGGAUCAUGAAUGCUGGAAAGAAUAGGGAAGCGAACCAGAAGUUGUUCUUGGGUUGGAUGAAGAUGUUGGCUGAUCAGGAGGAGAAAAUGUUGAGGUUGAAAGAUGAAUAUAGAUAG
Molecule: messenger RNA, 2289 nt
Organism: Kwoniella mangroviensis CBS 8507
Lineage: Eukaryota; Fungi; Basidiomycota; Tremellomycetes; Tremellales; Cryptococcaceae
Exons: 4
Coding region: 1-2289 (762 amino acids)
Biological process (GO): transcription initiation at RNA polymerase II promoter; positive regulation of transcription elongation by RNA polymerase II
Cellular component (GO): nucleus; transcription factor TFIIF complex
Molecular function (GO): TFIIF-class transcription factor complex binding; RNA polymerase II general transcription initiation factor activity; DNA binding
Source: RefSeq, a predicted model, not a curated record